Aspergillus melleus is the source of this 1516-nucleotide messenger RNA. RefSeq names its product amidohydrolase family protein. The transcript has a single exon. Gene Ontology annotation, biological process: secondary metabolic process. The record is from RefSeq and is a predicted model, not a curated record. Gene Ontology annotation, cellular component: cytoplasm; cytosol. Bases 313 to 1278 code for a protein of 321 amino acids. NCBI's taxonomy places the organism in Eukaryota, Fungi, Ascomycota, Eurotiomycetes, Eurotiales, Aspergillaceae. Gene Ontology annotation, molecular function: carboxy-lyase activity; hydrolase activity.
CAAAUCGUCGCUCUACGUCAUCGGUCGGACGUUAGCAGGACUUAUCGGCGAUAAGGAGGUAUGUCGACUUGACUUUUGAACACACAACACCCCCUGGAUUUCUACAACUAACUCGACUUGUCCCUAAAAGCUUAGCUUGAGGCUUCAGUUCGCUCCUGGAUAAGAUCAUGGACUUACGAGCCGCCCUAAAUCAGCAAUGAAAACUCAUUGCUUCGGCUUCGGAGUUAACAUCAAUAUGAGAACCUAAAAAGCCGCCAUCACCCCUGAUUAUGCUCGUUCAUAGGUAGAAAGUUACCUUGAUUGCGAUCAAACAUGUAUCCUCUCAUCACCCUCGAAGAGCACUUCGUCUCCCCCAAAGUCAGCAGUGCCAGCGCUGAAGCCCGCGCCCAUUACACCAAGUUCCCACCCCAUAUCCUCUCCAAACUCGAGUGUCUCGGCACCGAGCGCAUCUCAGACCUCGACAAGGGAAAUGUAUCCUUACAAGUAAUCUCACACGGCCCAGGCAACAUAUCCGCGCCCGUCUGCGCCGCCGCCAACGACGAUCUCGCCGCCGCCAUCGCGCAGCACCCGACGCGACUAGCCGGGUUCGCGAUGCUCCCGAUGAGCGAGCCCCAAGCGGCAGCCGAGGAACUCGAGCGCUGUGUGACCAAGCUCGGCUUUCUCGGUGCCCUGGUGGAAAACCACCUCGACGGGAAAUUCUACGACGACGAGCGCUUCUGGGUCGUUUUUGAAAGGGCCCAACAGCUAGACGUCCCGGUUUAUAUCCACCCGACGUUCGCGUCGGACUCCAUGCUCGAGCAUUACAAGGGGAACUACGAUGACUCGGUGGCGCUGGCGUUAAGUGCGUACGGCUGGUCCUGGCACGCCGAGACGGGUCAUCAUAUCCUUCGUCUCUUCGCGAGUGGAUUGUUCGACCGGUUUCCGAAGCUCAAGAUUAUUAUCGGACAUAUGGGUGAGAUGUUGCCGUUUCAGCUCGAUCGCGUGUUCACCGUCUCGGAGCGAUGGGGUCGGAAAGAGCGAGGCCUGAGGGAGGUUUGGAGGAGUAAUAUUUGGGUGACGACGAGUGGGAUGUUUUCGCUUCCGCCGCUGCGUUGUUUGUUGGAUGUUAUGCCCAUCGAGCAUGUCUUGUACAGUGUCGAUUAUCCGUUCUCGACGAACGAAAAGGGGCUCGAGUUCUUUGAACAGAUACGACAGAGCGGAUUGAUUGCGGAGGAGGAUUUGGAGUUGUUUGCGUAUCGGAAUGCAGAACAAUUGCUCGGGGUUGAGGUGAAAAAGUAGGAUGUAUUGUUGGGCCUGUUGACUGGAAGUACCAUGUGGUAGCAUGUUAGAGUCAAACGGGGGUAUUGAAGACGCCUUUGUUUCUGUUUGGAGUCAGUAGGGUAUACUAUUACUGCACGAAGAAUCAAUUCCAUAUAGUUCUAUUAGUCUUUAGAGUUUGCAGUUAAAGACAUGGAUACACGUGUUUUCUAACUGCAUACCGAAUAGCAUCCAAUAGAGUUGAAGGACAAUGUCCGAC